CUUGCGGAUGACAUUUUUUAAAUUUUAGUAUUUGGAAUAAUUGGUUUAAUAGCAACUAUUUUUUGAUAAUAACAAGUCAGUGCGUAUAAAAAAAAUGUAUUCCGGUUUAUUGAAACUAGUAUUAUUUUUAAGCUAUAUAAAUUAUUCUCUAACUAGUAAUAUAAUUGAGCGAGAACAAAAUAAAAUAGAUAAAAAUCUAAAAUUAUUAAGAAACGAUUUUAAUAAGCUGAUAGAUAAUGUGGAAGACUUUGCCAGCAAUUUUCUUAAAGAAAUUGAAGACAUUGGUAAAAUAAUGCCUCAAGGCUCGAUAUUUGAUCAAGACUACAACUGGGAAAAUCAUGAUAGUAACACGAUCCCGAAAGAUUCUGAAUACUCGCCCUCUUUAACUUUAACGCAUACAUCUGCAGAUUCAAAUAUGGCUAAUGGGCCUAAUAAAAAGUACCAGCAAACUAUAAGAGAUUACGUUACAGAGAAAAAUAUAUUCAAAUCACAUAUUGUAUCCAGACCAAAACGAUCGCCGGAAUCGAAUCUAAAAUCCUCUCAAAAUAAUAAAUUGACUAAUGCUGAAUUAGACGAAAACAGACAGGCUGCAAUAUUGGGCUCUGCUAAACAUAGCCCUAAUCAAGAAAUCACGGAUUCAAAGGUUACCACCGAAAGCUGCGCAUCAAAGGCGGAACUUAGUAGGGAGAUGGUACUGGAACAGCAAAAAUUACAAAACCUAAAAGCCGAAGUGAGAAAAUUAAAUAAAUUAGUUGCCCUUUUAAAGAACCAACAAGAAUUGAUAAACGAUGUUGCGGAUAGUAAUUUAGAAAAUUCUUCUUUAUAUAAAACCAUACAAAGUUUUGGCCAACAAAGAGAUGAUAAUAUUAAAGUGAAGAAAAUGAAUAAGCAAGAUUUGACAAGUGAAGAAGUAAAACCUUCAAAAGAAUCUACAUAUUUUCAAGAAGUGUCCGAGCUUAAGUUAAACUUACAUAAAAAUGAAGAAAUAUUAAACAAAACAAAGGAAAUUUUACUUAUUGAGAGAAAAAAGGGAGAGGAAUUAGAAAUCGAACUAAAAAGACAAAACAGUGAGUUGAAGUUUUUAAAAGCUAUGAUGGAAAACCUUUAUGAUAAAAGCACCAGUGUUACACAGCCUAGAAGUUUAAUAAAUAUUUCUAGGAAAGAUAAUUUGAAAAAUAGAGAUUUAAAAGAUCUAGACAUUGAUGACAUCCUAGGCUCAGUCCCUGCUCCUCGUUCAUUACCAAAUAUUAAACAAUUGCGUACUAAAAGACAAGACUCUGAAAGUUCAAUUAAAGAAAAACUUGAUAAAAUUUUCGCAGAAGUUCAUAAAGAGUAUAUAAAUAAAAAUAACAAAAAGAACCAACAAUUUGAGCAAGAUUUCUUAAAUAACCUUACAGAAAAUGCUCUUAUUCAGUUAACAAAAUCUGAUCCCCAUGGUUUAAGAGAGCCUGAAGAAAAUUUAAGGGCAAGCGUCUCAUCAGAAUAUCGUGAUUCUGACUUAAAACGAUUUUUGUCUGCUUUGAAAAGUCAAAGUGAAUUAGAAGAAGAAAACUCGAAACGUGCAUCAGCUCCGAAUAAAGAUAAUGGAACAUCAGAAAUCAGAACUAGAUCUAACAAUAAAAACGAAGAUGUACUAUUAAAAUUAAAAGUUUUAGAUAUGCUUUCCAAUAAAGAAGCCAAAAGUGAAGAUACUAGCAAAAAUGAAAAUUUGGCAGAAACAUUAAAAAGCCUGCUGGAACCAGAAAAAAAAUCUGAUGAUAGUAUUCUUCUGGAAAAGCUAAUUAACAUGGUGAAAGAAAAGCAAGAACCACCGAAAGUUAAUAAUAAGGAAAAAUUGGCGAAACUAUUACAAUCUCUAACUACGCCAAAGCCUCAGAGUAAAGCUGAUGAUGAUAUAGAGAAUGAACUUAAAGAGCUUCAACUAGCAAUAAAUAAUUUAAAACCAAAAGAUGACAGUAAUACAAUAAAUAGCAUUGGGCUGGAAAACAAUCGAAGAGGAAAAGAUGAGUCUCAAGAUUUUCAGUCUAUGCUAAGUCAGAUUAUUUCCCAGAAUAACGUUGAACCAAGCAAAGUUUCAACUCAAUCGUCUGUUAAUCUCGCAUCCAACAUAAGUCCCCAACCAAUAGCAACUCCUCAAUUACUUUCUCAAUUUAUAUCUUCACAUAAUCCACAAAUCUCAAGUGCUUCCCAAAAUGAUUAUUCUCAAUUUAAAAAUUUUCUUAAACUUUACGAAAGUAAUUCUCCAUACUUUAAACCGACGUCUGCAAACUAUGGUUCCGGUGCAAAUAGUCUGGGAGGGACUUCAUUUGGAUUAACAUCUCCAUAUGAAAAUCAAAAAUUAAGUGGAUAUGGAUCAAACUUAAAUAGCUACGUACCUUAUCCUAACAGUAUAUUUUCUCCUAGUAUAAAUACUUAUGAGUCAUUGGGUCAAAAUGUCCAGUUUAGUAAUGCCAACCCAAUAAUGACAAAAUAUCAACCAACUGAAUUUAAUAAAUUUGUUGGUGGCUUCUAUUCACCAAGCUACAGCCAAAAAACUGAUCAGUACGGUCCAAUCAUUUCCUAUGACAAUCACAAUCAGGGAGCUAACUACUAUCCUUAUUCCCAACAUUUCAUAGUUCCACCUCAAAAUAAUUAUGGAGUCAAACCAACCUCCUUCAUAGGAAAAUAUAACACCAACUCGAAUUUAGGACAACCAGAGUAUCCUACAUCAUCUGCGGCGCUUUAUUCUGGCAUUUCUAAUUCCGAUUAUGGAGGGAGGGUAACUCAAGGGAAUAGCGGCACUAAAAAUAAAUUUCAAUAUAGUCCAAAUCCUGGACGAGACUAUCAAGAUGCUAGCUUCGCUUCAAGAGGUUAUUCUGGAUCAACUUUGGAUAAACCAUAUAGUGCUACUAAAGACACUAAUGAGUACAGGAAUUCUAUGAUCUAUGACUUAAAUCAACAGAUUCAAAGUUUGGAGCGAAUUAUUAAUGGAUUAACCAAAACCGAUGGGUACUAUCAAUCUCCUGAAGAUAAAACAGCUGUUGCGGGCUUGGAAGAGAAAAUCUCAAGUCUGAAAGGUAUUAUAGAGAGUCUUAACCAGCCAACUUACAGUUUACCUCAACCUCAGCCUCUAUAUAAACAACAAAGACAAUACACGGCCAAAUUCAAUCAAAAAGAAUCACUAAGUAAUUCUCAACCCAAUGAAUAUAAGUUUCCAGCUCCUGCCAAUGAAUAUAAGUUUAAUGACAAGCAAUAUGAAUCAAAUAGACAGGAUAACUCGAACGUAGCUUACGCUGAGCAGGGCCCUACUUUUUAUGCUGCAACAGAAAGUCCGCUACCUUCUGCUAGUACACCAGGCUCAUAUCCAUCGGGCCAAUAUCCAUACCAGCCAAGUAGCCCAUCCCAGCCUCCUAAUAUCUCAAAUUAUAACCCUUUGCCUCCUAAUCAACCGAUUCCACCUCCAUAUCAAUCAAAGGAGCUCCAGGAACCUAAAGUAGAACAGCAUGCCGCUGCUUAUCAGCCGCCUACUAGCUUAAGUGGAGAGGCUAGCGCUGCUUAUCAACCAAAGCAAUCCACGGCAAGUGACAGAGUCGAUAACAUAAGAAGAAAGAAGUUAGAAUUUAUAAAAAGCCAAACGGGAAGAAAAAGGCGACAAGUUCAGGAUGGCAAUGAAGUUAAUUUUAACGCAGAUCAGUCUCAAGUAUCUAAUAGAGAAUAUGGAUAUGAACUUUCAGUAGGUAACGAUGCCUUUUUGCAAAUAGCCAACACCUUUAAGAAAUAUCUGGAAGAUAAUAUUACCGACCUGAAGUUAAGCGACGAAAAUAUGCCCGAAAGUAAUCAGAAAAUGAGAACUAAUGGUCUGAACGAAUUGCAAAAUAAAUUGGAAACUUUAAAAUUACAGUUAGAAUCACAAAAGCCAUUGCCGACGUUUUUGCCGGGAGUACCAACACCAUACUUGCCACAAGGGAGCGUACAGCCCAUCGAUAAAUCAAAAUCAAUUAUAACAUCGUUAAGUUUAAACAACAAAAAACAGGAUAUUUUUACGGAUAUUGUAGUAAAAGUUGUUCAAAAACUCUUAAACGCAUUGCCUGAGGUUUUAAAUAUUAUAUUUGGAAAUAUUUUUACAAACGUGGGCGGGGCCAGUGGUGAUUAUAGUCCAGUACAAAAUAUUCUUAAAAAUCUGGGGGCUUUAGGCUAUCUGCCUCUUGUAGCUAUUAAAAUACUCGACUCUUUAGGUUUAGUAUUAACACACUUGAAUAAAAAUCAAUUUUUUAAACAGUUCUUGCUUCCAGGUAUAUCGCUUUUAUUGAUAGGAGGUGUAGUUUUAUUUUUAGUAUUUUUUUAUCAGCAAAAUAAUAACCCGUAUGGUUAUUUGGAAUAUCAGUCAAAUAGUCUCAGCAACUAUCCACGUUAUGAACAUUUAGAUUACAACAAACCCUAUAGCGUAAGUCCUUAUUAUAAUACCAGAGAAAUCCAAAAUAUAGCUGAUUAUAGGCCUAGUCUUAGCAAAAUUGAUAAUUAUGAGCGAAUUAAGUAUAACAUUCCUGAUAAUACUGCAACAAAUCUCGUAAAUGUGCCACGUAUUCCUUAUAGUAGAGGUUAUUUGAAUUAUUAUGAUUCCGGACGUAAUCGACUCAGUUAGAGCUUAAAUAUUGCCGUAACAUAAUAUUUGUUGACACUUUACUCUUGUGGUUUGUUAUGUUAAAAUAAAAUAAAAUUAGUAAGUUACUGUUGUA
This is a messenger RNA of Anthonomus grandis grandis, 4715 nucleotides long. RefSeq lists its product as uncharacterized. The transcript is spliced from 17 exons. The record is from RefSeq and is a predicted model, not a curated record. Lineage: Eukaryota; Metazoa; Arthropoda; Insecta; Coleoptera; Curculionidae. Bases 95 to 4621 code for a protein of 1508 amino acids.